GGUCAUUAAAGAAUCGUUGAAAUUCCAGAAAAAUGAGGGUGACUAUUGGAAUACUGUUUUCUGUACUGCUAAUGAUAAAUUUGUCAGCAGGAACACAUAUUCUGAGACUACUCUCUGAAUAUAGUUUGACAACCACUUAUGGAAUAAGAACGGAACAAUUACCAAGGUUUAAUGAAUAUGAUUUUAUAAUCGUUGGUGCCGGGCCUGGGGGUUCUACAGUGGCCAAUCGCCUGUCAGAAAAUCAGAACUGGAGGAUUUUACUGCUGGAAGCCGGUGAACCGGAGGGAAUUUUGCAGCAAAUACCUUCGUUCUCUUCCAUAAACUCUAAAUAUGAUUGGCAAUACAAGUAUGAGCCUCAAGAUAAGGCUUGUUUAGGGAUGAAAGAUCGGACAUGCCCUUGUCCAAAGGGAAAAUCACUAGGUGGUACCACCACCAUAAAUGGUAUGGUUUAUGCAAGAGGGCAUAAAUUAGAUUUUGAUAUUUGGGCCCAACAGGGAAAUUACGGAUGGUCGUACGAAGAAAUUCUGCCAUACUUCAGGAAAAGUGAACGCGUUAAUCUGCGAGAGCCAGUGGAUGAGCCCUACCGCGGUAGAGACGGAUAUUUGCAUGUGCAAAAUUCUCCAUGGAGCACUCCUGUCAAGACUGCCUUUUUAGACUCAGGGAAAGAGCUGGGAUACGACGUUGUCGACUACAAUGGACGACAACAGAUUGGAUUCUCGGAUAGUCAAUUGACCAUGGUGAAUGGUACACGAUGCAGUGCCUCGAAAGCGUAUCUGCGGAUAAGGCGAUUGAACUUGGAUAUCGUGACAGAAGCCACGGUUUCGAGGGUGUUAAUUGAUGACAACAAUCAUGCCUACGGUGUGGAGUUCAUUAAAAAUAAUAAAACAUAUCGAAUUAAUGCGGGUAAAGAGGUGAUUUUGUCAGCGGGUACAAUCAACACACCGCAAUUACUAAUGCUCUCCGGUAUCGGUCCUAAGGAUCAUCUCGACGAAUUGGGAAUCAAAGUGGUGAAGGAUGCUAGAGUUGGAUACAAUCUAUGCGAUCAUGUGGCUUUCAUUGGACUAACGUUUUUGGUGAACCAAAGUGUCGAAUUUCUAGCAAACGCGAGAACUCCAGAAGCUGCACUUCAAUACGCUAUCAAUGGAACUGGUCGUCAUUCGGGAACACUUCCCUCAGCAGUUGCAUUCGCUCGCACAAAACACGCAGUUGACGCUCGACCAGACAUUGAAUUGAUUCUCCGAGCCGGAGCAUUUAAUAUGGAUGGCGACGAAGGAAGAUCCCGGGGUAUCAGUCAAGAAGUCUAUGACAAAGUUUGGAAGCCCAUCGAGGGACAAGUGACGUGGGCAAUCUGGCUGAGUCCACAACUAGCUCGUAGCAAAGGACGCAUCACACUGAGAUCAACUAAUAUUGCGGAUCACCCAAUCAUUAAUGCCAAUCUCUUAGACGAUCCCAGUGAUGUUGAAGUUCUUGUUGAGGGAAUUAAAUUCGCAUUGAAUAUAUCUCAAUCCCAGACCUUCCAGCGAUAUGGCAGUAGACUGCAUGAUACAAAAAUUCCUGGAUGCGAGGCAUUGGAAUUUAACUCUGAUGAUUACUGGCGUUGCGCAAUUCGGAGUGUAACAGCAACCUUUAAUCACGAGAUGGGUACCGCCAAAAUGGGUCCAGCUACAGAUCCUGCAGCUGUUGUUGACCCUGAAUUGAGAGUACAUGGAAUUCGGGGAUUGAGAGUCAUUGAUGCCUCUAUCAUGCCAGAAAUACCAGUCGGGCAUUUGAGUGCGACGACUUACAUGAUCGCCGAAAAGGCAGCAGAUAUGAUUAAGCGAUCUUGGCAGAAUUAGCAGAAGAACCGCAAGUUUAGAUUAAAGGGGUUGGAUUAGUGAUUAAACGAUCCGCCGUAUAUUGAAGUUGAAAAAUAAUCAGAGAAGAUGAUCAGCGACUGGAUAUUUUCGUCGAUUUAUUUUGAACGUUUCGUUUCGACUUGAUUGAAUAAACAAUA
Fopius arisanus is the source of this 1993-nucleotide messenger RNA. Its product is annotated as glucose dehydrogenase [FAD, quinone]. The transcript is spliced from 2 exons. NCBI's taxonomy places the organism in Eukaryota, Metazoa, Arthropoda, Insecta, Hymenoptera, Braconidae. The record is from RefSeq and is a predicted model, not a curated record. Gene Ontology annotation, molecular function: oxidoreductase activity, acting on CH-OH group of donors; flavin adenine dinucleotide binding. The coding region runs from base 33 to 1835 and encodes 600 amino acids.